AUGGUUGAUGAUGUGCAAUUUAAUAAAGUACUAGCAUUUAUAGAAAAAGGAAAAACAGAGGGUGCAACAAUUUUAACAGGAGGGAAGAGAGCUGGGAAGACAGGCUAUUUCAUACAACCAACUGUGUUUGUUGAUGUAACUGAUUAUAUGACAAAUUGCUAACUUCUCUCAAUUGGUGAGUGAACAAAACCGUUAGAAAUAUCCUUAUUUAUGGAAAUUAACCCACUUCGUAGGAGCAAAAAAUUUUAAUACCAAUAAUAAUUUGAUAUAUACAAUAAUUAAUAAUUAGAUCUCUUGCUGAAUAUUAAAUUUUUCAAUUGCUAAAGAAGAAAUUUUUGGCCCAGUCAUGUGUAUUAUGAAAUUUAAAACGAUUGAAGAAGUGUUAGAAAGAGCCAAUAAAACCCGCUAUGGGCUUGCUGGAUGAGCUCUCACACGUGAUAUUGAUAAAGCUUUAAGAGUCACUAAUGAGCUAAAAGCAGGAACUGUUUAUGUUAACUGCUAUGGAGUUACAACUGAAAAUACUCCUUUUGGUGGAUAUAAAGAGUCUGGAAUUGGCAGAGAACUAGGUGAAGAAGGGCUCCAGAAUUAUUUAGAAUCAAAAACAGUUAUAAUCCAAACUCAAAAAAACUCAAUCCCUUAA
Molecule: messenger RNA, 640 nt
Organism: Blepharisma stoltei
Lineage: Eukaryota; Ciliophora; Heterotrichea; Heterotrichida; Blepharismidae
Source: the annotation of a GenBank genome assembly